Entamoeba invadens IP1 is the source of this 759-nucleotide messenger RNA. RefSeq lists its product as hypothetical. The transcript has a single exon. The coding region runs from base 1 to 759 and encodes 252 amino acids. NCBI's taxonomy places the organism in Eukaryota, Evosea, Mastigamoebida, Endamoebidae. The record is from RefSeq and is a predicted model, not a curated record.
AUGAGUAUUUUCAUAGUCUUGACUUUUUCUAUGUUAAGUUUAAGUGCCGAAUUCUAUGCAGAGAAAGGGAGUGGUGUUACGACGUAUUAUCCACUUAAUGUGUGUACCUAUGUUGCCAGUUCUUAUCAAAAAUAUGAGAAGGUAGAUACAACAUUAACGAUAACGACUUACUCAGACGAGACUUGCACGACACAAACAGAACAAAAGACACAGACUAUAGAAGCUUCUGCUCUUGUAACGGAACGUCCUACAACAUUUGGAUAUAUCCAUAUCCCAUCGAACAAGUGUACUGAUAAGACUCAAAUAGAAGAGACUUCGACUGUUUCUAUUUUCAUGAGUGGGUGCUCGAGUGAAUCGACCAAAGUAGUCUUCUAUCAAAAAGACUCAAUCUUUGUUUAUGUGCAAUAUAUCUUUGAAAAGACGGAUGACAAUCUUUGUACCAAUUUCACUAAAGGAGUUCAGCUCUCAACAGUCGGAUGUUCCGGUGACUUCUAUUACCUCGACGCAAUGAACUGCGACGAGUAUUAUGAAUUCAACGGAAACAAGUGUGACUGUCUCUUCAUUGACAACAUCAAACCAGACGAUGAUGGAAAGUGCAACAAACCAAAGGAAGAUUUGAACGCAACACAACUCACUAUAUCGUUGAUUGUCCUUGGAGUCUCUUGUUUGAUUUUCAUUGGCUUGUUCAUCUUCGCCGUCGUCAGAAAAGUGAUGACUCGAAAGCCCGCCCCUCCAAAGGAUGAAGAAGAAGCAAAGUAA